This is a messenger RNA of Panonychus citri (citrus red mite), 894 nucleotides long. RefSeq lists its product as uncharacterized. The record is from RefSeq and is a predicted model, not a curated record. The coding region runs from base 235 to 834 and encodes 199 amino acids. The transcript has a single exon. Lineage: Eukaryota; Metazoa; Arthropoda; Arachnida; Trombidiformes; Tetranychidae.
UGAAUAAUACUAUGUAUUAUCCGAACUAAAUAAUCUAAUUGUUCAACUGUUUCAGAGAGAAUAUCAAACAAGUCAAACUACUGAUGAACUAAUUCCGUUUCCUGAUUGUUAAUUUGAUUUGAAAGUAGAUUAGUGUUGAAUCUCUUUUCAUCAACAAUAAUCAAAUGUAGCUUUAACUUUGAAUUUACUUUUGUAUUUUUACUAGUGUUAAUAACCAAUAUUAAACUUGUCAUCAUGCAAUAUUUAUUAAUUGUUUCAAUUACUUUUCUGGCUUUCGUCACUUGUGAUAAUGGUUUCAAUAUGGACACUGAGGGUCUGGAAAAUAUUGCUGACGCUCUAAACAAUACAGUUUGUGAUGCUAAGGAUUCAUGCCAACCUGAUGGUCACUGCGGUGAUGGCCAUGUUAGGAAUGACCAACCUGUUUUAGUCCCAAUCGGACAGAAGGAAAUCACCAAAAAUCAACUAAUUGUGUUGAUUAUCCUUUUUGGUAUCUUAAUUUUUGAUGACGAAAAGACUUAUACUGAUUGUGUAAAUUCCUGUAAUACUUGCAAAGCAAAUCUCCAAUCUUGUAAUUUAGAUCAAUGUAUUCCUGGUUAUGAAUGUAAGGAUGGCUAUAAAUUUAAUAACGAAAACCGAUGUAUUCCUGCUUCACAAUGUCCCAAAUAUACAUGUAAGAAUGAACCAAGAACUAUUCUUACUGAUAUAAAUAGUUUUAUCCAGGCUAGAGCGAAACAGUUCGAUGAUGAUGAACUUGAGAUUCUCACCAGACUAACACGAAUAAAUUUUUUUGACUAUGAUAAUGCCUUUCAAGUUGACGGUCCAAAUGACCCAUAGCUAUACCAGCAAUAAAUUUGGAACUUUUUUGAGUUUAAUUUUAAAUUAAAUCUCAUCAGA